AUGGUAUUUUCCAUCCCUUCUUAUCUUUGCACUGGCGAUCGCCCCAAAAAAGCAGUCGAUUUUCGUGCACAUUGCACUGCUUUCCUCGUCAGUCGCCCCAAAACAGGUCAUGGCCCAGAUGCGCUUUUUGACAAGGAAUUUAAAUACAUCUGGAACGGUGAACGUGGCGGCGAUCUGGAGAAGAUACGCAGACAACAGGCCAUGCAAGAAAGCAAAAAGAAUUUGACUUCAAAUGGCUUUCUUUACUCCUCGCCACCACACCGUCCAGAAGGGCUGGGCUCCUACUUUGGUUGUUUUCAGAAGACGCCCUACCCGCACAUACCGGAGCAUCCUAUGACGCGCCAGCCGCCUGCUGUCCGCAAGCAGCCACUGCCACGUGGCAUCUAUACAUCUCCGCCCCCGAAAGGGUCUUUUGGCUGUUCAGGGCUCACUAUUUCUCCCAUAGGCACUGAGUAUAUCGCGUCGUUUUAUGAUCAGGAGCGCAUCAACGAAAGGGCUUAUCGCGAUCUAUGGCGCCGGCGGAUGCCGUCUGAGCCCUUUCGGCCCGGUGGCCGGCGUGGCUUUACCUUUGACGAGAGCCUCCUGACAGGGGCCUCUCGGUGCUACAUUAUGACGGUCCCCUUCCGUGAGAAGCCGGCCCCAGUCAAGUUCCAACACUUCACGAUCGCGCAGCCCUGGCGGCCUCCGGGGUAUGUGGAGGAUAAGCCUACCAUCAUGGAGUACUGGGAGGACCCCCUUAACGGCUAUGACCCUCGCGUGGACCCGAAGGAGCGGAUCAAGAAGCCCUCCUCCGCGGUGUUCUACCCCAGUUCGAGCAGUGACACGUUCUGGUACACCCAGAGUGUGGUGUUUAGGGGCCUGUGA
Messenger RNA from Phytomonas sp. EM1, 864 nucleotides. The record is from the annotation of a GenBank genome assembly. Lineage: Eukaryota; Euglenozoa; Kinetoplastea; Trypanosomatida; Trypanosomatidae.